Messenger RNA from Rotaria sordida, 178 nucleotides. Lineage: Eukaryota; Metazoa; Rotifera; Eurotatoria; Philodinida; Philodinidae. The record is from the annotation of a GenBank genome assembly.
AUGUUGAUGGAAAAUGAUGAACGUUUUAAUCAAUACAAGACAGUUACUGAUGUUCAGGUAUGUAAAACAAACGUAUUAGAAUAAUGACUAAACCUAAUCGUAUUUGUUUCAUAGGUGCAUAUGCAGACAACAAAAAGUAAUCCUGGUGAAAUACAUAAAAGUGGGUGCGGGUGGGUGU